Macrosteles quadrilineatus (aster leafhopper) is the source of this 1426-nucleotide messenger RNA. It is a transcript of the gene YL-1, whose product is annotated as vacuolar protein sorting-associated protein 72 homolog. Gene Ontology annotation, molecular function: ATP-dependent H2AZ histone chaperone activity. The transcript is spliced from 9 exons. The record is from RefSeq and is a predicted model, not a curated record. Lineage: Eukaryota; Metazoa; Arthropoda; Insecta; Hemiptera; Cicadellidae. Gene Ontology annotation, biological process: regulation of DNA-templated transcription; chromatin remodeling. Gene Ontology annotation, cellular component: nucleus. Bases 227 to 1390 code for a protein of 387 amino acids.
UUGUUUAGUUAGUAUGUAAACAAACAGGCUACGCUACGAGAGAGUUGUGUUGUGUGCAUAAAAAGUUUAGCUAACUUAACUUAUCCUAUAUUUCAAAUUAAAAAUAUUCUCUUUCUUGUUUUAGCUGCAGUUAUAGUGACAUAAUGAUCGUGUUAAAAUGUAUAUAAAUCUCCUGAGGAUCCAGGCUAUACUUAGACUACUGUAUUUUGAAAAAUAACCUAGUAGCAUGGCAGCUACCAGAGAAAAACGGUGCAAUGCUGGUAAUAAGUUGGCAAAACUAUUGAAUGAAGAGGAGGAAGAUGAAUUUUAUAAAACUACCUAUGGAGGGUUUGAAGAAGUUGAAAACGAUGAUGACUAUCAAUCUGAAGAAGAGGCUGAAGAUGAAGUCGAUUCAGAUUUCAGUAUUGAAGAGAAUGAUGAAGUGAAAUCUGACAAUGAAGAUGAAGACUCAAAAAAGAGACAGAAGAAGGGUGUUUUCACUAAAGCUUACAAGGAACCCAAAACAGUUUUGAAGAGAGUUGAUUCAACUGGAAAGUCAGACAAAGAGCCACCCAAGAAGAAGAAAAAGGUUUCACAUGACGAAAGUGUUUUGGCUGCCGAUCUAUCCGAAAGAAAAUCAACACGUCACUCAACAGCUGUAAAAUCAGCAGAGACGGCUCAACGUGUGAGAGAGCGAGCCUUAGAGAGACGGAGGAAUCGCAAGAUAACAGGAGGUCCUGCCUACAAACCCACACAAGAGGAGUUACUGGAGGAGGCCAAACUAACAGAACUAGAAAAUCUCAAGUCAUUAGAGAAAUAUCAGAAAAUGGAAUUGGAAAGGAAGAAAUCAAGAUCGGUUAAAAAAGUGUACACCGGUCCAACAAUCAAGUAUCACUCCAUAUCUAUGCCAUUAAUAGCUGAGGAUGGUACUACUAUAGAAGGUCGUUAUGAAAGAACCUUUAUAACAUUCAGUGAUGCAGACACUAUGGCUGAAUCAUUGCCUCCGAGCAUUCCUCCCAAGCUUCCUGCCAAACAGUUGUGCCCCAUUACAAGAGCCCCAGCGAGGUACCUGGAUCCUGUGACUCAGUUGCCAUAUUGCAACCCAGCCACGUUCCGUAUCCUGCGAGAGGCUUACUACCAGCAGCUGGAGGCGAGGGGUGACCGAGGCAACCCCGAGGUGGCCGACUGGCUAGCCUACCGUAACACUCUGAGGGACAAGACGUCUCAUAACAUCAAGGUGGACCCCUCGUUACUGCAUAUUCCCCCUAAGAUCAAAGAAGAACCUAUGGUGGUUACUGCUCCACCUACUGAAGGGCCAGUUCAAGUCCCCAUGAUAACUACAAUUCCUUCUCUUUCUGUUGGCAGAAUAGAAGAAGUCCCUCUUUCUACUCUAUCACCUGUCAAAACAUAAAAUGUGAAAAAAGUAAAUUUUUUAUAUAAAAUAGGU